Messenger RNA from Ogataea angusta, 915 nucleotides. RefSeq lists its product as uncharacterized. Gene Ontology annotation, cellular component: plasma membrane; endoplasmic reticulum. The record is from RefSeq and is a predicted model, not a curated record. NCBI's taxonomy places the organism in Eukaryota, Fungi, Ascomycota, Pichiomycetes, Pichiales, Pichiaceae. Gene Ontology annotation, molecular function: oxidoreductase activity. The transcript has a single exon. The coding region runs from base 1 to 915 and encodes 304 amino acids.
AUGAAUGAUCCCAAAAACUUGGCUGCAACCCCGUUGCAUGGCAUAUAUAUUCCAACAGCGCUAAUCAUUGUGGGAAUUUGUAUCUUGAAUUAUGAUUAUCUCCCUCACACAAUUGCAAUUUUAGCGGUGUUUUUUACCGUUCAAUUUACAAUUGCCUGGUUCAAAAAGCCUGUUUUGAGCAGCACCGAUUUCCAAAAGUAUGAGCUACUAGACAAAACAGUGAUAUCCAGAAAUUCUGCCAUAUACAGAUUCAAGCUGCCAAACGAGACCGACACCCUAGACAUCCCGAUUGGCCACCACUUGGCUUGCAGAUUUGUCAUCGACGAAAAGGAGUACGUUCGCUACUACACACCUAUUUCAAACCAGUUUGACGAAGGCUUUUUUGACUUGCUGGUGAAAUCGUAUCCGAAUGGCACAGUGUCGAGGAAAUUUGCAGGUCUGUUCCCUGGUCAGCAGGUGGAAUUCAAGGGUCCUGUCGGCCGUAUGUCGUAUAAAACAAACAUGGCCAGCCAUAUCACCAUGAUUGCCGGAGGAUCCGGAAUCACUCCUAUGUUGCAAGUAAUUGGAUCUAUCAUUACUACACCUGCAGAUGUGACCCGUGUGAAACUGAUCUACGCCAAUGAAACAGAAAAUGACAUCUUGCUGAAAGAAGAACUCGAUGAGUUCGCAGAGAAGUAUCCGAACUUUGAAGUAGUCUAUCUGCUUAACAAGCCCCAGAAGCAAUGGAAUGGUCUGACGGGCUAUGUCACGAAAGAACUUCUUGAAAGAGAGCUCCCGGCCCCAGAAGCCGAUAAACGCAUAUUUGUUUGUGGUCCACUGGAAAUGAGACAAAGAAUCCUCGAGUAUACGGAAGAGCUUGGAUGGCCAAAAGGCGUCAUCAGUUCCAAACAAGACGAUCAGGUGUUCUGCUUCUGA